Molecule: messenger RNA, 758 nt
Organism: Drosophila serrata
Lineage: Eukaryota; Metazoa; Arthropoda; Insecta; Diptera; Drosophilidae
Source: RefSeq, a predicted model, not a curated record
CCCAAGUAGUGUGGCCAGCCUGUCCGGGCGGAACAUCUGAUUUCGCAGUCGUUACAUCAAAACAAAAUGUGUUCGGCAAUUCUUAGGAGCUCGAUAUUGCUGAAUUUAAGGUCCUUAGCGCCUAUAUCCCACCUCCAAAGGCUGCACACCAGCUCCGCGCUGUGCAAGUGGCGGAAUGUGGCCUCUGGCGAUGUGGAGCGGAAGCUUUUAUACGGCGAUAAGCUGGCGGAGAACUACAAACUAAUCUAUCGGGCCCCCAUGGAGAGCUAUGUGACCUGGACGAAGAACAUAUCCACGGCCACGACCUCUAUUCUGGGAGUGGUGGCCGCCUAUCACUGGGCCACCACCUGGCAGGUCGUCAACGUUGUCCAGAAGAUGGACAUAGCCAUACUGGUGUCACAGGAAUCGGAUUUGUACUUCUUCCUGGGGGGCUUUGUGCUCAUCAACCUGGCCAUACGAACUUUUGUGGCCAAGUACCCGUUGAGGAUCUACAAGAGUCCUGAGAAAUACGUGGCUGUAUACGGAUCCCAACUGCCGGUGGGGACAGUAAAACACUAUUUCGAAAAAGGGCAAAUCUCUGAAUACAAAAAUUUCCUGAAUCCUUGGAAACACAUUAUGUACAAAUUGGGGAAUCGCUCCUCCAUGCUGUUGGUCGACUAUUUCAAAACGCCCUCGGAGUUCCACCAGCUAUUCGCGACUCAGUAACAGACAUUGCAUAUUAGUUCAUGUUGUAAAUUGUUGAAUAAAUAAAUAUUUUA